UUUUCUUUUUGUUAUAUAAAAGAGAAAAAACCCAUUCUUCAAUCCUCACCCAUUCCCAAACCCUAAUUUUCAUCACUUUCUCCUUUUCUUUCAGAGCAACACACUUCACUACACUCUUGAAAGAUGGAGACUCGUGCCUCAAAGAAGAGAGCCAACACCAUUCAACAACCACCACAAGUCAUGGUUCCCAAAAGACAGAGAGUUGUUUUAGGUGAAUUUUCCGAUCUCAAUCUUCCUGAUUUUGAUUAUCAACCUACUCAGAAACUCCAAUGUAGGAAAAACCCUAACCUCAAGAAUUCAGCCACAACCAUUCCUUCCCUUGAUUCCAAUUUGAAUAAGCCGGUUCAUACCAAAAUCAAUGCCAAACGUGACAAUCAACAUAUUAUUCAGCCUUAUGUAUCUGAUAUCUCUGAUUAUCUUCGCACAAUGGAGAUGCAGAAAAAGAGAAGACCAAUGGUUGGUUAUCUUGAGAAUGUUCAGAGAGGCAUUUCAUCAAACAUGAGGGGGACAUUGGUUGAUUGGUUAGUUGAGGUUGCAGAUGAAUACAAGCUUCUUCCCGAGACACUUCAUCUGUCAGUUUCAUACAUUGACAGAUUCUUAUCUAUUGAACCUGUCAGCAGAUCUAAGCUUCAGUUGCUCGGUGUUUCAUCCAUGCUCAUUGCAUCAAAGUAUGAAGAAAUUACCCCACCAAAGGCAGUGGAUUUCUGCCAAAUUACUGAUAACACCUAUGACCUGGAAGAGGUAUUAAAAAUGGAAGCUGACAUACUUAAGUCCCUAAACUUUGAAAUGGGCAACCCUAAUGUGAUAACAUUUCUUAAGAGGUUUAUUGGGAUUGCUUGUGAGAAUCGAAAGAAUUCCAAUUUGCAGUUUGAAUUCCUGUGCAGCUAUCUUGCUGACUUAAGCUUGUUGGACUAUGAGUGUACAAGGUUCUUGCCUUCUGUUGUGGCUGCAUCGGUUAUAUUUCUUGCCAGAUUUAUUAUCCGGCCUGGAGCACAUCCUUGGACUCCUUCCCUGUGUGAAUGCUUGGGUUACACAUCGGCUAAUUUAGAAGAUUGUGUUAUCAUUUUACAUGAUUUGUAUAUGUCAAGAAAGGCAGGAUCCUUCAAAGCUGUUCGUGACAAAUACAAGCAGAACAAGUUAAAAUGUGUGGCAAACCUGCCUUCAUCGCCAGAGAUACCAAAUCAUUACUUUGAAAAAGAGUUAUGUAGUACAAUUAACUUUGUGAAUGAAGUUCAUUGCUGACGAAUAUAAAGGACUUUUUGUGGUGGGAUAGGUGGUGAUAUUAUCAAAUUUUGGGGGUUAUGCGGCUUUUGACAAUCAAUUACUGAUGGCCACAUGCUGCUGGACUGGAUCUUGGUAUAUAUAGUAAUCCAAUCACUGAUGCUGACUGCUUGUUAACUUUUGAUGAUAAUCCGCUUGUACUACUAAUGGCUAUGCCUAUUUCACUGUGUUCAAGUUGUCACUUUUACAGCCUAUGCUCUGGGGUCCUGUCCAUGAUAAACAAAUUCAUAUUUUUGGUCACUUACUAAAUCGGUUAUACUACAUUAGUUAGUGGUUAUAGUGUUCAAUUGUUAUGAUUUCUGUGGUUGAAAUAUAAUUGCAUCAAGUGUAAACAAUGUAAGAGAUAUAUUAUAGCACAUGGUUAUAAUUUUUGCAUGAAGAAUACAAGAGUUCUCCUUUAGAGUUGAAACACUCAUCUUUGUGCAUGUUUGGUGAUACAAUGGGUCUCUGCCAUAAUCAUUUUGAGUCUGUAAUUUUGCAAAACCUACCAUGAUAACAAACACACACUUAUCUUAACUCAAUGUUUUAACUCUUUCCGAUUUCA
Messenger RNA from Medicago truncatula (barrel medic), 1825 nucleotides. RefSeq names its product putative cyclin-A3-1. The transcript is spliced from 8 exons. Gene Ontology annotation, biological process: mitotic cell cycle phase transition. NCBI's taxonomy places the organism in Eukaryota, Viridiplantae, Streptophyta, Magnoliopsida, Fabales, Fabaceae. The record is from RefSeq and is a predicted model, not a curated record. Gene Ontology annotation, molecular function: cyclin-dependent protein serine/threonine kinase regulator activity. The coding region runs from base 124 to 1242 and encodes 372 amino acids.